Papilio xuthus (Asian swallowtail) is the source of this 1951-nucleotide messenger RNA. Its product is annotated as lachesin. Gene Ontology annotation, cellular component: neuron projection. Bases 265 to 1620 code for a protein of 451 amino acids. The record is from RefSeq and is a predicted model, not a curated record. NCBI's taxonomy places the organism in Eukaryota, Metazoa, Arthropoda, Insecta, Lepidoptera, Papilionidae. The transcript is spliced from 9 exons.
UUCGCCAACGCCGUCCGUACGCCGCGCUCGCUCUCCACUCGCACUAAACUUAAUACGUACUUGCUACGAACUUAACUUACUUAUUACGUAUUAAACAUACUACGUAUUUCUAAACUACCAGGCUAUUGAAGACACGAAUACAGUAUCAAUUAUUUUAACUAACCAAAAACAUCCCGUUUGUUGGUAAACAUUAGCGUCAAUGUUUGAAAGAUUCAGAUGGAUAUCUCAUGUUUCAAAAUUUGACGAUCACGCAGAGAAUCUCUCAUGACUGGAAAUAUGCAGCAGCCUUGGUGGCUAUACUUGCUUGCUGUAUUCUGGAUACGUCUUGAUUCUAAGCUCGUAGGUCAAGCCUUCCAACCGGAAUUCGCGGAACCUUUAUCAAAUCUAACAGUACCCAUUGGCCGUGAUGCUAUAUUCAGAUGCUUAGUUCAAAAUCUUGGAGGUUAUAGAGUUGGUUGGGUAAAAGCGGAUACUAAAGCAAUACAAGCCAUACAUGUGCAUGUAAUAACAAAUAAUCAUAGAGUCAGCGUAUCACAUAACGGUCAAACAAUUUGGAAUUUACACAUCAGGAACGUUCAGGAAGAAGAUAGAGGUCAAUAUAUGUGUCAAAUUAAUACAGACCCGAUGAAAAGUCAGAUGGGUUACCUGGAUGUUGUCAUACCUCCUGACUUUAUUUCGGAGGAAACAUCAGGCGAUGUGAUGGUACACGAGGGUAGCGCGGUGCGGGUGUCGUGUCGUGCUCGCGGCCAGCCCGAGCCGCGCGUCAUGUGGCGGCGAGAAGACGGAUCAGAUUUUGUAAUUAGAUAUACAAAUGGAACUAAAACUAAAGUGUCAAUAUAUGAGGAUGCAGUACUAACGUUCAGCAAAAUCUCGCGAUCUGAAAUGGGUGCAUACCUGUGCAUUGCGAGCAACGGUAUACCACCUUCUGUCAGCAAAAGGAUUGUUAUCAAAGUACAUUUUCAUCCAGUUAUUCAAGUACCCAAUCAGCUAGUGGGGGCGCCACUUGGUACCGACGUCACAUUGGAAUGCUAUGUGGAAUCAUCGCCAAAGUCCAUUGUCUAUUGGGUGAGAGAUUCAAAUGAAAUGGUAAUAUCGUCAGAGAAGUAUGAAGUGCUUAAUACAAUGUUGAGUCCCUUCGAGAGUCGUAUGACGCUGACCAUACGUGGAAUGGAGAAGAUAGAUCUUGGAGGCUACAGAUGUAUUGCGAAAAAUUCACUCGGCGAAGUGGAUAGUAACAUCAGGGUGUAUGAAAUUCCAGGCAAAGAUCGAAUUAAAAGUCUAAGCACAGAGCAGAAUAAAGAAGAUUAUAAAUAUUCAACACCGCUAGAAGGUCCUGACAACCAAUUCGGGUCCGCGGACACAUCUGAUGAUGAAGACGAAAAUGAUACAUCAACAGAUUUUGUCAAUAAAAUGUUAAUAACUGAUUCCAGUGGCAGUAUCAAUAAAACGUUGCAAUUGACGCGUUCAAACGCAAUAAGUAAAUUAAACUUAAGUAACAAAGUUAAAAAAAUUACAAAUAAAUUUGAUAUAGAUAAUCAAAAUAAUAAUGCUUGUAGAAAUUGUAAUGUACCAAUAAUACUUAUUUUAUCGUUUGUAUUAAAGAGUGUUAUAUGUUUGUAAUAUUUCGUUUUCAAAAAUUGAAAUUAAUAUAUUAAUUGUACAUAAUGUUAGCUUUUUUCCCUUAUGUAAGCACCAUAGGCUCCAGAGUCGGAUGUAAUGGGGCGCCUGCGGUACCCCUAAGAUCAUUGUAAAAUUUCCAUUAAAACAAAAAAAAGGGGCGCCACAAAAAUCUCGCCCAGGUCGCCGGGAAUGCUGAAACCGGCCCUGACUAACAUACAAUCGAGUUAAAUAGUAAAUAAAUACUGUACAAUUUUGUCACACACGCUAUUUGCCUGUAAGUUACAAACUGAUGUGUGGCCUAAAUUACUCUUUAAAUAUUUUAUUUAUUAAU